Messenger RNA from Ostertagia ostertagi, 828 nucleotides. Lineage: Eukaryota; Metazoa; Nematoda; Chromadorea; Rhabditida; Trichostrongylidae. The record is from the annotation of a GenBank genome assembly.
AUGAUCCGGUUGAAGCGAAGGCGGAGUGAGGUAUAUAACGGUCCCGUAGCCCCCAUCACCAAUAUCCUCCCCACCCUUAGGCACAUGCAACGACUCGUACUUGUCAUUUCCUGCUGUGCAGCAGUGGUUCGAGCCGAUUUGAAGUCCGGUGAGGAGACUCCACAAUAUUGGCGAGCGAUUCUUGGCGACAUUUGCCAACUACCUUCAUUUCCACGAGCGACCGGCGACCCUCACCGAUAUGUGGAGUGCGUUCGACAAAGUGCUUUGGCAGCUGAUCGGAAAGAUCUCGGCAUUUGGCUGCUUAGAGAAUGCCUUCCCGGCUUCGAAUUUGUCGCUUCGGCUCGACGCUGUAAGACGAUUCGUUCGGUAAAACGACAACAAGAACUGUGCGGAUCAAAUAACUCGUCAAUGUACCAGUUUUGUCCCUCCAAGAGCAGCAGUACUGAGUUCCUUGUGGAGGAGGUCCGUGAGGCUCCACGUCAGUGCACCUGUCCAAAUGGCGAAGAGAAUUGUGUAUGUCCGAGUCCGGAAAUUCUUGAGCCGGUCGUUAUUCCGAUCAACUCGGAGAAAACUCGUCGUUCACCGCUGCUCAGUACUUCGCCACUCCAGUUCUCACAAUACCCGUCAUGUCCGUGUCCACCUGCUCAGCCCGCUUGUACGUGUGUGUCGACAAAUACUCAGAAUGAAAAGAGUUUGUUUUUGCUAGUUACUGUGUGGUUAUUUUUAGAUCGUAGUCUUCGAUCAGUUUGUUGCCAGCAACUUCUCCGACGCCUUGUCAUGCAACUGUGCACCGCUCCUGCUCUCUUGUACGACCUCAAGGUGGUUUAG